This is a messenger RNA of Oryza brachyantha (malo sina), 1364 nucleotides long. RefSeq names its product histone deacetylase 8-like. The record is from RefSeq and is a predicted model, not a curated record. Lineage: Eukaryota; Viridiplantae; Streptophyta; Magnoliopsida; Poales; Poaceae. Bases 78 to 1262 code for a protein of 394 amino acids. The transcript is spliced from 3 exons.
GAGGAAGAGGCUGGUCAAGAGUCAAGAUUUCGACGAAACAGCAAACACGGAAGCGGCGCCAGGAAAACCCGUCGACGAUGGAGCCUCAGCCGUCCGGCUCCUCCCCGGCGGCCGUGGUGGCGAAGGGGGCGCCGGCGGCGGGGGAGCAGCUGGCGGUGUUCUGGCACGAGGGCAUGCUGGCCCACGACGCCGGCCGCGGCGUGUUCGACUCGGGCCGCGACCCGGGCUUCCUCGACGUGCUCGACCAGCACCCGGAGAACGCCGACCGAGUCCGCAACAUGGUCUCCAUCCUCCGCCGCGGCCCCAUCGCGCGCUUUCUCUCCUGGCACUCCGGCCGCCCCGCCCACGUCGCCGAGCUCCUCUCCUUCCACUCCGCCGGAUACAUAGAGGAGCUCGUUCAAGCAAACGCCGGUGGUGCCAAGAAGUUGUGUGAAGGCACUUUCUUGAACCCUGGAUCCUGGGGUGCGGCGCUUCUGGCGGCUGGAACAACCUUAUCAGCGAUGAAGCACAUACUAGACGGGCAUGGCAAGAUUGCCUAUGCGUUGGUCCGUCCCCCUGGCCAUCACGCCCAACCGGACCGUGCCGAUGGUUACUGCUUUCUGAACAAUGCCGGGCUGGCAGUGAAGCUGGCUCUGGAUUCAGGGCGCCGAAAGGUUGCCGUUGUUGAUAUUGACGUGCACUAUGGGAAUGGCACUGCAGAGGGCUUCUAUCACACAGACAGUGUGCUGACGAUCUCUCUCCAUAUGAAGCAUGGUUCAUGGGGUCCGUCGCAUCCCCAGAGCGGCUCCGUCGAUGAGAUUGGUGAAGGCAGUGGCCUUGGGUACAACCUCAAUAUUCCUUUGCCUAAUGGCGCUGGGGAUGCAGGGUAUGAAUAUGCAAUGAAUGAAUUAGUCGUUCCAGGGAUAGAGAAGUUUCAGCCCGAGCUUUUGGUUUUUGUUGUUGGCCAAGAUUCUAGUGCGUUUGAUCCGAAUGGGAGACAGUGCUUAACCAUGGUUGGUUAUAGGAAAAUUGGACAAAUAAUGAGGGGCCUGGCUGAUCGACACAGCAAUGGUCAAAUAUUGGUCGUCCAGGAAGGGGGUUAUCAUAUCAGUUAUUCGGCAUAUUGUCUGCAUGCAACACUAGAAGGUGUUUUGAAUCUCCAAGCCCCGUUGCUUGAUGACCCAAUCGCCUAUUAUCCAGAGGAUGAGAACUACACAAUGAAAGUCGUGGACAUCAUUAAGCAAUGCUGGAAAGAAUCUAUUCCAUUUUUGAAGGACAUAUAGAAAUCAACGUCUUUUACUAGAUGCUAGUGUCAAUGGCUCUCAAUUUCAUAUCAUUCACCGUACGCUUACUCCCUCAGUCUAAAAAAAACUAAUUCUUCAGUU